CGGAGCCGGAGCCGGAGCCAUGGGCGGCGGGGGAGGGAGGGAGUGACGCGCCCGCCCCGCGGCUCCCCGGCCGCAGCCAGACAUGAGGAGACCCCGCGGCGGCGGCGGCUCCUGAGCCCCGGCAUGGCGGAGAGAUACGGCGGGGACGCGCUGGCCGGGCCCGGCGGCGGCGGCGGCCUCGGGCCGGUGGACGUGCCCAACGCCCGAUUAACAAAAUAUAUUCUGUUACUGUGUUUCACUAAAGUUUUGAAAGCCGUGGGACUUUUCGAAUCCUACGAUCUCCUCAAAGUUGUUCACAUUGUUCAGUUCAUUUUUAUAUUAAAACUUGGGACUGCAUUUUUUAUGGUUUUGUUUCAAAAACCAUUUUCUUCUGGAAAAACUGUUAAUAAACACCAGUGGAUCAAAAUAUUUAAACAUGCUGUUGCUGGCUGUAUCAUUUCACUCUUGUGGUUUUUUGGCCUUACUCUCUGUGGACCACUAAGGACGUUGCUGCUAUUUGAGCACAGUGAUGUCAUCGUCAUCUCCCUGCUCAGUGUCUUGUUCACUAAUUCUGGAGGAGGACCCGCAAAGACAAGAGGGGCUGCUUUUUUCAUUAUUGCUGUGAUCUGUUUAUUACUUUUUGACAAUGAUGAUCUCAUGGCUAAAAUGGCUGAACAUCCUGAAGGACAUCAUGACAGUGCUCUAACUCACAUGCUGUACACAGCUAUUGCCUUCUUAGGGGUGGCAGAUCAUAAGGGUGGAGUACUGUUGCUAGUACUGGCUUUAUGUUUUAAAGUUGGUUUUCAUACAGCUUCCAAAAAGCUCUCUAUAGAUAUGGGUGGACCCAGACGUCUUCAAGCCUUAUCCCAGCUUGUUUCUGUGCUUCUCUUAUGCCCAUGGGUCAUUGUUCUUUCUGUGACAACGGAGAGUAAAGUUGAGUCUUGGUUUUCUCUCAUUAUGCCUUUUACAAUGGUUAUCUUUUUUGUCAUGAUGCUGGACAUCUAUGUGGAUUCCAUUUGCUUGGUCAAAAUAGAAGCUCCCAAAUACGCCUGCUAUAGCUCCCUUCCCAUUAUUAUUAGUGCUCUCCUUUUGGGGAAUUUUUGGACACAUCCAAUAACAGACCCGCUUGGGGCGGUGAGCAGGGCAGCCGGUGAGGCGAGCACUGAGCACGUCCUGUCUGGAGGAGUGGUUGUGAGCGCUGUGUUCUUCAUUUUGGCUGCCAACAUCUUACCAUCGCCCUCUAAGAGAGGACAGAAAGGUACCCUUAUUGGAUAUUCUCCUGAAGGAACACCUCUUUAUAACUUCAUGGGUGAUGCUUUUCAGCAUAGCUCUCAGUCCAUCCCUCGAUUUAUUAAGGAAUCACUGAAACAAAUUCUUGAGGAGAGUGACUCUAGGCAGAUCUUUUAUUUCCUGUGCUUGAAUCUGCUUUUUACCUUUGUGGAAUUAUUCUAUGGCGUGUUGACCAAUAGUCUGGGUCUGAUCUCAGAUGGAUUUCACAUGCUCUUCGACUGCUCUGCUUUGGUUAUGGGACUUUUUGCUGCUUUAAUGAGUCGAUGGAAAGCAACUCGGAUUUUCUCUUAUGGGUACGGUCGAAUAGAAAUUCUCUCUGGAUUUAUUAAUGGACUUUUCCUAAUAGUAAUAGCUUUUUUUGUCUUUAUGGAAUCAGUGGCUAGAUUAAUCGAUCCUCCUGAAUUAGACACAAACAUGUUAACACCAGUCUCGGUUGGAGGACUGAUAGUAAACCUGAUUGGUAUCUGUGCCUUUAGUCACGCCCACGGCCAUAGCCACGGAGCUUCCCAAGGAAGCUGUCACUCUGAGCACAGCCACGCUGACCAUGGCCAUGGCCACGGCCACGGCCACGGGCUCUCCGGGGGAGGCAUGAAUGCCAACAUGAGGGGUGUAUUUCUACAUGUUUUGGCUGACACUCUUGGAAGUAUUGGUGUGAUAGUAUCCACAAUUCUCAUAGAGCAGUUUGGAUGGUUCAUUGCCGAUCCCCUCUGUUCUCUUUUUAUUGCUGUAUUGAUAUUCCUUAGUGUUAUCCCACUGAUUAAGGAUGCCUGCCAAGUUCUACUUCUGAGACUACCACCAGAACAUGAAAAAGAACUACAUACAGCUUUAGAAAAGAUACAGAAAAUUGAAGGAUUAAUAUCUUACCGAGACCCUCAUUUUUGGCGCCAUUCAGCCAGUAUUGUGGCAGGAACAAUUCAUAUACAGGUGACAUCUGAUGUGCUAGAACAAAGAAUCGUACAGCAGGUUACAGGAAUACUUAAAGAUGCUGGAAUAAACAAUUUAACGGUUCAAGUGGAAAAAGAAGCAUACUUCCAACAUAUGUCUGGCCUAAGUACUGGAUUUCACGACAUUCUGGCUAUGACAAAGCAAAUGGAGUCCAUGAACUACUGCAAGGAUGAUACUUACAUCAUGUGAGAUGAGAUAGCUCAGGAGUUGCUCCUAGGCUGCGAACAAUGGAAAUCCAGUGACUUAGUGUUGACUGUUGUCAAAAGGAUGAAAAUGGCAGAUAAUAGUCCACAAACUUUUAAAACUCUCUACUGGUAGAUCAAGGAGUCUUUCUAAAAAUUUAGACACACAAUGAAGCAUUAAUUGUACAAGAAAAAAAUCACUAUUCAAAAUUAUGUGUAUGAAAGAAAUUUUAAAUGUGCGUGCGCACCAUCUUCUUAGAUGGGCACGUAAUGAUGGAUCUGGGGAAGACCAAAACUUCCCCUGAGCAUUUUCUUGGUAUUGGAAAGCAUCUCCACUAUAAAUGUGUAUUUACAUGUAUAUUACAAAGACUAAAUGAAAAGUUUUUAAGCCAUUUUUUGCAUAAUCCAAGGAUAAAAUAGGAAUAAAAGCUCUAUAUUUAUGGAUUUUUCUGUAUAUAAAACUGAUUUCUAAUUAUAACGUAAAUCCAUUAAGUAAAAUCUCUAUUGCCACUUUAAAUGUAAACUAAAUUAUUUAGGAGAAACUUAAAACUACCAAUUUGAAAGAAAGGAUAGAGAAUCCUAAUAUAACAGUUUUUGGUGUAUUACAAGACCAACCACUCUGUUAAAUAAAUUUUUUUACUUUUG
Messenger RNA from Perognathus longimembris pacificus (Pacific pocket mouse), 3041 nucleotides. It is a transcript of the gene Slc30a5, whose product is annotated as solute carrier family 30 member 5. The record is from RefSeq and is a predicted model, not a curated record. Lineage: Eukaryota; Metazoa; Chordata; Mammalia; Rodentia; Heteromyidae. Gene Ontology annotation, biological process: transmembrane transport; zinc ion transport; intracellular zinc ion homeostasis. Gene Ontology annotation, cellular component: membrane; Golgi apparatus. The transcript is spliced from 16 exons. Bases 124 to 2403 code for a protein of 759 amino acids. Gene Ontology annotation, molecular function: zinc ion transmembrane transporter activity.